UCGGAAGCGACUGUAUUCCGAUUUUGUAUUGGCAGAGAAGCUAACAGCUGCACCAAAUGUGAGUUUGUUUUGGUUUGCAGUUAACUUGAGGUAAUCAAAACAAGGCAUGUGUAAUCGCUAUUUGUAUUUCUUUAUAGUGUAAUACAGUUCCAAGGGUGAGAGGUUUCCCUUGCUCGUGUGGUGGUGUAUUAGCUAGCUACAAUGCAAGAUCAGCACCUAAUAUAUGCGGAAUGCGCAACCAUUGCGGAUGUACUACAGAAAAAACACUCACCAAUGCGACAAUAUACUAAACAAUCUCGAACGUCUACUACUUGAAAGACUACUGACUGGUUGUACGCAGCGCUUCGGAUUUCUCACGUCCUUGAACUUUAUAUAUAUUUAUUAUAUGACAAAUUCGUUUUCUCAAAAGGUGGAGGAUUUAAAGCUCUUUUGUCAUCCAAAGAUGUCCCUUGAUUGGCUAAAUUUGACAUUCUUGCAAUGCCGAUUUUUAUUAACCUACAUUGAUUUGAAACAUGAUAAAAAUGAAAGGAUUCUAGGCAAUUCCUAAGUCGUAUUCAUAUGAAUAUGAGCGGCCCCUUGGUAGUCGGUAUGCUCAGUAUUAUAACUCGGAUCAUACAUAUUUUAACAUGAUGUAUAUAGCAGUGCUUAUUUACAUAGAAGUAAGUUAGUAAAUACGGAAAACUUUUAUUAAUGGAGCAAAAGUCAGGAAGUGGCUUUCCAGUCGGUUCCUCUGCACUACUCACCUGACUCAUGACCGAGUACUACGAGGAGGGGGGGCUGCUGUAUGAGCAAUCACCUCCCAUGCACAUUAAAGUGGAGUCUCCAGAGGGCCCGUUUGGUGGAGGAGUCUCUGAAGAUGGCUUCCCGAGGGAGGAUGACGACUCUGAGGGAAGCUGUGACCAGAACAGUGGACUACCUGGGGGCCUCCCUUUCAAUGUCGUAGUGGUUCAUCCAAACAUCAUGGCCCCAGGGAUGUCCUCAGAUGAACUUAUGUCUCUUGAUCAAAGCAGAGGAAUGUCUGCUGCCUUGGCUGCUGGCGGUGCCAGUAAGAGGAAGAGCCGCUUCAGCGGUGCAGAGCUGGAGGUGCUGGUGUCCGAGGUGACGCGGUGCGAGGGGGAGCUCUUCGGCCCGGCGGGGAGGCUGCGCCGCCGGGAGAGAGAGCGCAUCUGGGCGGGAAUCCUGGAAAGGGUCAACGCUGUGUCCAGAGUCCCCCGCACCCUGCGGGAGGUGAAGAAGCGAUGGGAUGACCUGAAGAGACGAAACGGUGGAAGGCUGGCAGACGCUCGCCAUCGCAGCUGUUACCUGCCCUCCAGCAGAGGGGCUUCGUUACUCGGAAGACCUUCUCAGUCGCAGUCGAGCCCUCGGCUGCAACAGGCCAGACAGAAGCACAGCUCUAGACCGAAGGCUAGCUUUCCAUGCUUGACAGACUCUGAAGCAGUUGGAACUGGGGACGGGUCAGAGCGAGAUGGUUUGGAGAAGGAAGAGGAGGACAGCGUUGAGCGGGAGAGAGAGGUGGGAGAACCAGACUGUGAGGGACCAGAACACAGCAUGGAGGAUAAACUGGGGUUGGGACUCAGUCUGGGCAUCGGACCUCCCCCUCCCUCGGAGCGAUGGCUGCCCCCCUCCCCACUCUACAGCGCACCUUUCCUCAAUGGAAGCCCACAGCCCAGCCCGCCGUCGCUCGGAGCACAGCAGGGGCCUCUGGAGACACAGCCCCGCAGCUCCUGGCUGGAGGACGAGCUGCACGGCCUUGGAGAUGCAGCUCUUCAGCUCGGAGAUCGGGUGGAGAAGAGCCUGAUGGAGUUUGGGGAAGGUUUCAGGCGUGACAUGAGAACACUGGUGGCCUCCCAAGAGAUGUUAGCAUCCAGUCUACAACAAAACAAUAUCCUCUUGCAAAGACUCCUGGGAGUGCUUGAGUCGCAGCAGCAAACAUCACCACAACCGCAUCGUGUUCAGCAGCAGCAGGCUACCCCGAAACAACCACACUUGUCAUCACAACCUUCGCCUCUCCAGCAACUGGAAACACAGCAAACCCCAAUAGAUCCCCUACAACACCCACAGCAAACACAAGAGCAUCUUCAGCACUUAAAUGUAGCAAAACAGCAGUCACAGUAUAACCAGCCAACAAAACAGCAGCCAAAGCCUUUUCAACAUUUGAACGAUCAGUCGGCUGUAGCAGUGGUUCCCCAAUCAUCUCCAGGAGAUGCAAAUGAUACUUUUAAUUCAGAUCGGAAUACAGCCGUGAAUGGAACUGGCCAGAGGCCAAGGCGAGGAAGAACUGUAGAACAUAGACGUAGGAGGCGGCGUUGAUAACGCAAGAGAGCAAACAAACUUUGAAUCAAGGAUAGCUAUUCCCGCGUCAAAUUUGAACUGAAUUCAGUGGUAUUUUAAUCACUGUAUCUAUAUCUAUGAUAUACCAUGAAUGCUUAUUUUCUAUUCCAAUCAUUUUACUUUAACAGAUGUGCAAAGUAAAACCCUGAACUAUAUGCCAUUAAAUACAUUUUUUUCCACUGCAUUAGUUCUAUAGAAUGACCAUUUGUGAGAGAGGCUUUCAAUACCUUUAAAUAAGUUGUUGAUGUUUAAAAUCGAAUUUGUUUGAAAGGCUGUUCGAUAUAGCAGUCAUGAAACUCCUAGUAACUACUUUCUGAAUGCUGUAGAUAGACAUGCGUAACAUUGUCAUGUAAUCCGCAGAACUUAUUGAAUAUGGAGAUACUGAUAGUAUAUUGUUAAUAAAUAUAUGCCUGUUCUUUGUUAACCGUUUAACAUAAACAUUCCUCAAAAUUUUGGACAAAAGAAAAACAUUUUUGUUGUCUGUAACUUUUUUGUUGUCCCAUGACUGUUUUAGACAAACUGAUUUAAAGAAUGUGAUAAAAUACCAUUUUGCCUCCCACUGAACACUGUCUUUGUCCAUGAGGACCUUAAACACACUAACUGUGUUUCUGUAGGCUUUGAUAUUUUAGUACUGAGAUGAUAAUGUAUAGAUGUAUGUCUGGCUAUGCAUUGCAUGCAAUAUUAUCAUUAUGCACGUAGGUCGCUAGAAACAUGAAACUAAAAUUAAACUGCGUUUAAUUUC
This is a messenger RNA of Gadus morhua (Atlantic cod), 3073 nucleotides long. RefSeq lists its product as uncharacterized. Lineage: Eukaryota; Metazoa; Chordata; Actinopteri; Gadiformes; Gadidae. The transcript has 4 exons. Bases 751 to 2310 code for a protein of 519 amino acids. Gene Ontology annotation, cellular component: nucleus. The record is from RefSeq and is a predicted model, not a curated record.